UGUAACGCUUUUCAAGUGUGUUUCGGCAAUGAUUUCCUUUCGCCUAAAUUACUCGUAACAAGAAUAUGGUUCACGAAAUUGUUUUAAAAACGAGUUGAUAACGAAACGAGUGUGGAAGGAAUAUUUAUAAAGGAAACAAUUGAGGACUGAAUCAAUUAAUAUUCAGAAGAUCUCAUCGUAAACGUUCCUGAUCAAAGAUGAGCAACGAUUUGCUACCGGAAUGGUUAAACUUGUUGCUGGACGAUGUAGAAACUAAUUUAUGCUUACCAAUACUAUUGGUUAUGGUUCUUUGUACUAUUCAAUUUAUAAUUAAUCAUAUGGUGGACAUUGGAUGCACUAUUUAUCAAAAUAUCAACCAGAGUUCGAGCGAAGACGAUGAGUCGAUUGAAAAGGAACCGGGUGAAAGUUUGAUGGACAAAAUCAAAGCAUUUGUUUGCAAUUUGGCGUCCAAAAGUGAUAGCAAUAAUUUAAGAAACACGGAGUGUACUGCGCCACAAUUACUUAGGCCGAAUGCUCGUGAAGAGGAAUGGGACUACUGCGAAGAGGAUGACGAUUAAAGAAGAAAAUUUUCCAUAUGAUACCAUAAGCCAUACCUAGCUUAAUAAUUAUUAUGAUAUAAAUGAAGAAGAAAAUGAUACUUCCUGCUGUGUAUCAUGACAGUCUUACCUUUGUUCUUCUGGAAUCAUUAUUCAUCAUUUUAUCAGCAUCAACCCAGGGAAUAUGAAGUCGUUUCUACCCGAAG
Messenger RNA from Osmia lignaria (orchard mason bee), 742 nucleotides. RefSeq lists its product as uncharacterized. The record is from RefSeq and is a predicted model, not a curated record. Lineage: Eukaryota; Metazoa; Arthropoda; Insecta; Hymenoptera; Megachilidae.